AUGGGAAAAUCAAAGAAUAAACCUCGAGUUAAAGGAAAUGCACAACCAGCGAGUAGCAGUCGAGCUGCAGAAAUUAUUGCAACUAGUGGUCAAGCACCAAUUCAAAAUUUAGGAGGUUUUGCACAGUUCUUAGGUGGGACAGCAUUUUCGAGCACAUCAACUUUAGCAACAAGCGAUAUAGAUAGUGCUGUUAGUAAUGCAACUCUCGAUCCCGAGUUGGUCCUUAUACUUAAAAGGCUAUCUAAACGUGAUCCUACUACUAAACUAAAGGCAUUAGAAGAAUUUGAAGCAUAUUUAAAGAGUAAAGAAAGAAAUGAGAAUGAAUUAACUGGAAUUCUUGAUUUAUGGACGAAAUUGUUUGUUAAGUUGGGAAUUGAUGUAGAUCGUAGAAUUAGAUAUGCUACAUAUUCUUGUCAUCUUACUAUUGUGAAAAUAAUAAAAAAACGGAUCGCACCUUUUCUUAAAGAAAUUCUUCCUGUUUGGAUAAUUUCUUUGUUUGAUCAAAGCAAAGACGUUGCUAGGGUGGCUAAUGAAUCAUUUCAGGCAGCUUUUCCACCUGAAAAACGAGUCGACGUUCUGGUUUUUGGACAGGAAGAAAUAUUAUCUUAUAUUACAGAUAUAAUUUUGUAUAAAACUCCGGAAACGCUAAGUGAUCCCAGAUUUACAUCAAAAGAAGACAUGGACUCUAAAUAUCUUAGAGUUGUUGCAAGUUCAUAUUAUUCUCUUGCUCAUAUUAUAAGUCAAUUAAAAGAAGACGAAUUGGGAAAAAGCGCACAACAAUAUGAUAAUUUGUUUGAUCAUAGUAAAUUUUGGGCGAAUUUGUCUAAUGACACUUCAGUCGUGCGGAAAUCUUGCUAUAGUUUAAUAAAAGUUUUGGUGAAUAGACGGCCAUCUGAAAUUGAGAAACGAUUAGAUAUGUUUAGUAAUACAUAUCUAAUGAAAGUUUUUAACGAUAAAGAUACAAGUGUUCAUGGAGAUCUAUGGGACUCUCUUCUUGUAUUUACCAAACAAUUUCCUGAGUCUUGGUUAAUAGCCAGUAAAAAAAAGCCAAUGUUACCAAAAUUAUAUAACUUUCUCCGAUCCGGUGCUUAUGGUUCAGUGAAUAUUUCAUAUCCAAGUAUAUUAGCAUUAAUUAGUCAUUUUCCUAAAGAGCUAAUAGAUUCUGAUACACAAUUCUAUGAAGAAUUUUUUUCGAAUUUUUGGAAAGGUCUAUUAAGUCCUACCAUUGAUCGAUUCAAUUCUAACGUAUUUCUAAAAGCAUAUUGUGAAUGUUUGAUAUAUUAUAUCAUUAAGUUAAGAAAGUUAGAAAAUGAAGAUAAACAGAUUUUUGUUGUCGAAAACAAAUUUUUUGAAUUACUAGAGAAUUACUUAGUGGCAUUUAAGUCUAAUACCAAAUUUCAGACGGAACAAAUGUGUUCUACCAUAGCAAUACACAUCUCCAUAUUGUCUUCCAAGUUACAAGGGAAAGGCGUAUUAAAAGUUUUAUCCGAAGUGCUUGAAGGACUAACUACACGAGUUAUAACUAGUGGAACUGUUCCCAAUCCUGGUCCCAACGUUGAGAAAGAUUAUAUCGAAUUCUCUCAAAGACUGUCAAGUCUCCUUGUUUCAUUGAUGGAAGAUCAACAAGAAAAUAAUGAACUUUAUAUUAUGGUGACAGCUCUUAUAGAUAAGAAUUUCUGCUUGGCAUUAAAUAGAUGUAAAGAGAAUAAUGGUUGUUCUAUAGGGUUGAAUCUUUUGUUGCUAAAUUUGGCGAAGAAUUUCCCCAACUUUAUUUUUAGCCACUCAACUACCAAACAGGCAUUAGACGAUUUUAUCGAAACCACAUUCAACAAUCUUGUUAUAACUUGCCCAUUAGAUGCAAUUGAUUAUUUAUUUGAAUUCUUUUCGAUACAUUUGACUUACGUACAAGAAUCACAAGCUCAGAAAAGAUGGCAUGAUCUCAUUCGAACUUUAUUAGAACUCGAUGAGUUAAAGGAAAAACUCGAACGUGUUCAUCCUUUAAUAAUUAAAGUCUCUAAUAUUAAACUUUCGAGUACAUUGAUCAAUGAUCAAUUUAAUGAAUUUCUAGUAUUUCUCACUAAUGAGUUAAUUAAUGAUAAAAUUGAUACAACUACGAAAGAGUCAAUUGAACAUGUAUUAGAAACCUCCCUUUUAUCAAAAGUUUCUUUGUCGGAUCAAAAGACUAAGUUUGAAAUCGUUAAUCACUUUUCAAAAGCAAUUGUUGCUUUUGCACAUUCUUAUUACGUUGUUACUGAAGAUUCUGUAAUACGCGAUGAUGUUAUAAUUUUGAUUUUGCAUAUUUUCACAAAAUUAUGUAAUGAUUUGCAAUUCAUGGAAAUUUUAUUGGAAUCCCAUUUAUUACCAAUUUCUUGGGCAAUAUUUGAAUUAACUUUUGUAGAGACUCAUGAAGGAUCUGAUUCAAAAGUUUUUAAAGAUAUUGAAUCAUUAGUUCAAAAUUGCUGGAAUCAACUUUCAGAUUCUUGUCGAGCUCAUCAAAAAGAAGAUGUGGUGUUUAGCCACAUUUCACAACAGAUCAAAGAAUCUAUUUUGAAUAUUCAAUAUGCUGUCAGUCCCACAAAUUUUGCACAACGUGUUAUUAAAUUAUGUACAAGUCUUUAUCAACAUGAAAAUGCGACAUCACAAGAGCUCAUUGCACCUUUCCUUCUUAGCGACAAAGAAUGGCGUCAACUCAGUGAACCUUUGUUAACUUCGUUUGUUAAUCCUUCUUUAAAUAUUAUUGAUCCAAUGAUACUUAUUACUUCCAAUGAAGAGAAGCAAGCUGAUAAUCAAUUUGAAACUCAAUCUAACAUAUAUGAUACCUAUGGAUUAAGCGCUUAUGCGCGGUUAGGUCUAUUUGUGAUAGAAUUAAUAAACAAGAUUGGUAUCGAGUCAUUCUUUGAUGUCAAAAAUUCAUCGAUCGAUGGAGAAAAUAGACGAUUGACUCAUUGGGUGCUUUCAGAACUAUUGUUGAUGCAUGUUUUAUGUACUGAUAUUUAUCGGUCACGUAAGAAAGGACAUCAUCUUUGGGAUGCUACCAUUACCGAAGAAAGUAAUUACCAUGGGUUUAAAGCAUUCCUUAUAGAGUUUCGUACGAUAUUAAAACAAUAUGUGAAACAUAUGGUACAAAAUAUGUCUAUAAAUUUACGAUCACUUGCGACAAAUAUGAAGACCGGAAAUUUAUCUGAGAAGUGUCCAAUAAUUGAUUUAUCAAGUUUAUUUAUUGAUAUUUUGAGGCGUUCACAUGAAAAAUAUUCGUAUUGUUGGGCAAGAACUUUGCAUAUUUUAUUAUCGAUUAUCUUGAAAGAACUAGAUGUAACUAUUGUUGAUGCAGAAGAAUUUUUUGAAAUUGUUGAAUUGGAAUCAUCUAAUUAUAAUCUUGUCACUAAAAUGGCUUUAAUCUUAUCAUUAAAACAAUUCCUUGAAACUUCUAGUAAAUUCAAAAAUUUUCAGAAUAAUCUGGUUGAUAAGUUAUGCAAUUUAAGUGCAACUGAUAUUUUCAAUAUAGACGCAAAUAAUGGACAAGAAUAUUUGUAUCUUUUGAUAAUAAGCACAACAAGAGACGAUGAGUUUUUCCUGACUCCAAAACGUGCCAUAGACUUAUUGGAAUGUAUUUUGAAAUGGCAUGAUGCUGAGGGUGAUAAACUAUUGUUUGACCCUAAAUAUUCCCAUAUUCAAAUUCAAAUUUCGCGUCUUUUUAUCUCCAUCAUUUUACAAAUACAAAUUUCUCAAGAAUCACAUUGGAAUUUUAUUUUCCAGUGUCUACAGAAUUGGUUAAAAGAAAAUGGCCAUUUAGUACUUCGAUAUGAAGCCAUUUAUUUAUUUUGUCGUUUAAAUUAUUUGCAUGAAACUGUAGCUAAAUCCAACAAGUACGGAUCUGAAGAUACAUCAGACAAAGGCUUAUAUGUAUGUUUCCCUGUAUAUAAACCUAUAAUAGACGAACAACUCUCAUAUUUCUUGUUUCAAGAAAAAGACCAUCAGAAAGAAACUUUUUCAGAACAGUACAAUGAAUACUUGGAAAUUUUAUGUGAAUCAUGUCAGAAUUUGUCUAAACCGUUUUUAAUUAAUAAAAAGGAUGAGCUUUAUUCCUUGUUAACGGUGCCUCAUGAUGGAAUUCAAAAAUGUUCUUUUAAGCAUCUUCAUGUUCUAAUUAUACAAAAGAUAAUGAGAUUAUCGGAAGAAUUAGAAUUUACGGAUGGCGAAACAAUAAGUGCGGAGUUUGAUAAGGGAUUGAUACCCUUAAUUAUACAGACACAUGAAAGUAACUAUGUUACCCACUCAGCAAGUACUGAUGUCUUUACUGCACACAAGAUAUUCGGAUAUUUGCUUGGUUGGAUGCUUGUUUUUGAUCACUUUGAAUAUGCGUCAUAUAAAGUUAAAACGCAACUUGUAUCAUAUCUUAAAGAAUCAAAUAAAACGUCGAAUUUAUUAAUGUUUAUAUUCGAUACGCUAGGAUUGUCUGAAUUUAAUAAGCCAUACGAUCUAUCAAAAUGGGAUAUAUCUGAGUUUUAUAUUGAAGGUUUUGAAAUUCAACAUAGUUUUGAUCUUGGAUUUCCUUUGCUUUGCGCACAUUUGUAUUAUCGUUCACUAAAGCAUAUACCAUCAAUUGUGAGAAUAUGGUGGUCAGAAUGCAAAAAACGGCAAUUAACUAUUGCAAUUGAUAGCUAUACAGAAAAAUAUUACAGUCCAAUUAUAAUUCAAGAUCAACUUGAAAUGCUUCAAAGUAAAGAUGUUAGGUCGCAAUUAGAAGAUGAAAAAUUUAUGAUAAGGAUCGCUCGUAGUUCAAAUGAAGUAAUUGCUUCAUAUAUUGUUGAUGAAUAUAUUAUGGAACUUAGUAUUAAAAUGCCAGUUAAUUUCCCAUUACGUCAAGCGGAAUUUAAUACCCUGGAAAGAAUUGGUACAUCAGAAGUUGCAGAUCUUAAAUGGGCAAAAUUGCCUGUUCAAACCGUGGUUAAUUCUCGGAAUGGUAAUUUGGAAGUUGCUUUGAAUUUAUUUAAAAAUAACAUAAGUCUCCGAUUUAAGGGAGUUGAAGAUUGUCCUAUAUGUUAUUCUGUUGUAAGUCUCGAUGAUAGAUCUUUGCCAACCAAAAAAUGUAUUACUUGCAAGAAUAAAUUUCAUGCAUCUUGCCUUUAUAAAUGGUUUCGUAGUUCAAAUUCGACAAGCUGUCCUUUAUGUAGAAGAUUAUUUUAA
This is a messenger RNA of Rhizophagus irregularis DAOM 181602=DAOM 197198, 5187 nucleotides long. RefSeq lists its product as uncharacterized. Gene Ontology annotation, molecular function: ribosomal large subunit binding; ubiquitin protein ligase activity; zinc ion binding. Gene Ontology annotation, cellular component: cytosol; RQC complex. Gene Ontology annotation, biological process: rescue of stalled cytosolic ribosome; ribosome-associated ubiquitin-dependent protein catabolic process. The record is from RefSeq and is a predicted model, not a curated record. Lineage: Eukaryota; Fungi; Glomeromycota; Glomeromycetes; Glomerales; Glomeraceae.